Molecule: messenger RNA, 6353 nt
Organism: Cyprinus carpio (common carp)
Lineage: Eukaryota; Metazoa; Chordata; Actinopteri; Cypriniformes; Cyprinidae
Product: transcription factor RFX3
Exons: 16
Coding region: 887-3232 (781 amino acids)
Biological process (GO): regulation of transcription by RNA polymerase II
Cellular component (GO): nucleus
Molecular function (GO): DNA-binding transcription factor activity, RNA polymerase II-specific; RNA polymerase II cis-regulatory region sequence-specific DNA binding
Source: RefSeq, a predicted model, not a curated record
CAUCCUCAUCUGUCAGGACAUAGCAUUUACUAAGAAGGGUUUUAAUUGGAUUUGAAUUAGAAUGCAAGUCUGUUUAAUGUAGAAAAAAAUAGUAAUUUAAUUAUGGUGCCAUAAGAUGCUUUAAGAGCGGUGCCGAUUAACAAAACUGAUGUCGAUCCACACUGUCUGGCAUGAAAUGCUUGAAUGUUAUCUCUGAAUAGUUUAAGCGUGUUCUGGAUGAAGUCUGUUGACUCGUUAGCGUGUGCAUUGGAAAUGGCGGUGAUUAUGUGUGAGUCAGGAAUGCUGGGUAAUCAGACGUUUAGGGCUGAGGGGGAGGUGAACUGAACACAACACCACCUGCACCCUUCAGGUAAAUGAGGAACAGAGGAAGAGGAGGUGGCCGGGAGCUCUGGGGAGAGAUGCUCGGCUGUCAGGAGGCACGAGGGUAAUUAACCUGCAGAGACCUGAUCAUGGAAACUUCUGCGGCUCGGAUCCUUGGGCUGCGUGUGCGGUCGAGCGCCGCUGCUCAAACACGGCUUGUUUACAUGCCGCAUUACGACUCGCAUGCAGCGGGAGCAAGAAAAACCAAUGUGAACCAUUCUGACGUACAUGUUUUCUUACAUUAAUGAAUACUGAAUGCAGGAGGAACGCUAGCAGCGAGCCGUUGCUGUUGAGCGUGAGCGGAGAGACGCCUGCCGAGGGGAUUAAAUAUUAACUACAUUUAUUGCUUUGGGAACAAGCAGCGAUCUCCACACAUUGACCUGCCCAGAACACACAGAGCCCGUCCACAUCAGCGCUGUGUGUCUAUGCAAGCACGAUCACACCCUGCCGAGGACAGGAAGUGACCCAAGACAGAUAACAAAACAUUAUCUUUAAUUCUGUUUAGUUUAGAAUUCUCAGGGGCGCCAUGCAGACCCCAGAGGCAGGCGCGGACUCCUCGUCCAACGUGCCGCUCCAGACCAGCGUGCCUGCGGUCAGUGCCCAGCAGGUGGCGUCUCAGGUGCCUGUCCAGCAACAGGCGCAGACUGUUCAACAGGUCCAGCAUGUGUAUCAAGCACAGGUGCAGUACGUUCAGGAGGAAAACAAUGCCGUUUACACCAACGGAACCAUACGGACGUAUUCAUACUCAGAACCGCAGCUGUACAACCAGAACAGCGGCGGGAACUACUUCGAUACGCAGGGCGCCUCGGCUCAGGUGAGCACUCACAGUAUGGCCAACAACGGCAACGGGAACGGCGCUCUGGCCAUGGGGCUGUCAGGAGGCCAGAUCAUCAGCAGCUCAGGAGCGUAUCUGAUUGGAGGAAACUCCAUGGAUGGCUCCGCCCCUCACAGUGCGGCUCAGACCACUAGAGCCUCCCCCGCCACGAUUGAAAUGGCGAUUGAGACGCUCCAAAAGUCUGAAGGUUUGUCCAGUCAGAGAAGUUCGCUGCUCAACAGUCAUCUGCAGUGGCUCCUGGAUAACUACGAGACAGCAGAAGGCGUGAGUCUGCCGCGCUCCACCCUCUACAAUCACUACCUGCGCCACUGUCAGGAGCAGAAGCUGGACCCGGUCAAUGCUGCGUCAUUCGGGAAGCUCAUCCGCUCCAUCUUCAUGGGGCUGCGCACCCGCCGCUUGGGCACCCGAGGGAACUCUAAAUAUCACUAUUACGGGAUUCGCGUGAAGCCGGACUCUCCUCUGAACCGGCUGCAGGAGGACAUGCAGUACAUGGCACUGAGACAGCAGCCCGUCCAACAGAAGCAGAGAUUCAAGCCAGUACAGAAGUUGGAUGGCGUUUCGGGGGAGAACUUCUCCAGCGGGGGGCAGCACACGCCCAACGCUGCAGAGCAGACCUUCAUCGCUCAAAGCCAGCACCAUCAGCAGUUCCUGGACGGGUCCAGAGCUCUGCCAGAGUUCGUCGAACUUGACCUCGGAGAGCCCUUGGAAGGCGUCGGAGCUGAAGACGUCAGAGCCCUUCAGACGCUGUACAGAGAGCACUGCGAGGCCAUUUUGGACGUAGUGGUGAACCUCCAGUUCAAUCUCAUUGAGAACCUGUGGCAGACCUUCUGGCGCUAUUCUCCAUCCAGCUCCGUCGAGGGCGUCACCAUCACAGAAAACAGUGGCAUGAGCGAGAUCGAGGGCCGCCUGCCGCGGAGCACACUGACUCUUCUCUGCCGAAACGAGGCGGUGCUGAAGUGGAUGAACACCUGCGAUCACCUGAUGUAUCAGGCCCUUGUGGAGAUCCUCAUCCCUGACGUUCUGAGACCCAUUCCUAGUGCCUUGACUCAAGCCAUCCGUAACUUUGCCAAAAGCCUUGAGGGCUGGCUCACCAACGCCAUGAGCAGCAUCCCCCAGAGGAUGAUCCAGACCAAGGUUUCCGCUGUUAGUGCCUUCGCUCAGACGCUCCGCAGAUACACGUCUCUGAAUCAUCUGGCGCAGGCGGCCCGUGCAGUGCUGCAGAACACCUCUCAGAUCAACCAGAUGCUCAGCGAUCUCAACCGGGUUGACUUCGCCAACGUACAGGAGCAGGCCUCGUGGGUGUGCCAGUGUGAAGAGGGCGUAGUUCAACGCCUCGAGCAGGACUUCAAGGCCACCCUCCAGCAGCAGAGCUCCUUGGAACAGUGGGCAGCUUGGCUGGACAACGUGGUCACUCAAAUGCUCAAGCCGUACGAGGAUAAACCCAGCCUCCCCAAAGCUGCACGCCAGUUCCUGCUCAAGUGGUCCUUCUACAGCUCUAUGGUCAUCAGAGACUUGACCCUCCGCAGCGCGGCGAGUUUCGGCUCUUUCCACCUGAUCCGGCUGCUGUACGACGAGUACAUGUUCUAUCUGGUGGAGCACCGCGUCGCACAGGCCACGGGAGAGACGCCCAUCGGAGUCAUGGGAGAGGUACAGACCGUCUGUGUAGCUCAGCGUGAGCCGGAAAGAGCCACGAAGCCAGUCUUUCUCUCUAAUCACCAUUUCUUUGUGCAGUUUCAGGACCUGAAUACCAUGUCACCUGCCAACAUCGACAAAGACGAGGUGAGCGAGAUGGACAGUGAUCUGGACGAGGAGAUGGAGGAGUCUGACGAGCCUCUGGCCAAGCGGGAGAAAGCGGAGACGGAGGUCAUCCAGGUGCUGCAGGUGGGAGCGAUGGAGGACGGCAGCAGCGCGGUGGUGAGCGUGGUUCAACCCAGCAUGCUCAGCGCUCUACCCUCGACCGAGCACAUCCUCAGCUCGAGCGGAACCAGCACCAUCCGUCACUGCGGCAGCCUGGGAAACACCUACGCCUCGGUCUGAACGCCCGUCCGUUUCGCUCUCAUCUCUCAUCUCUUUCAGUACCAUCCGUCUCCAAGACAUCCGUUCUUGAAAGCUCCCACGAGCUGUUAAAUCAACUCUAUGAUGUGACGAGAUGCUGAUUGUAAAGUUUAAAGCCCUGAUGUUAAUAGAAAACAUUCCUGGAUGACCCAGAACUCAAAUCCAAGCCACUAGUUCCACCAGCCUAGUCGAUAUUCAUCACUUCUCGAUUACUGUACUGGAUAUUGUUUACAGUUUUGUUUAGAGCGUGUAAUCGGCCAAAUGUUGCUUGCUGUUUGGUUAGGGAGUGGAAAGUCUCGCUGGGUAACUGCUGCUAUAAUCGAAGCAGGCUAGACGGCUCGUACCGAACGUAACGAGCUUGCCUUUUCACCUUACGUCAAUGCAGUCCGAGUUUUUCCAAUUGCCUUCUGUUUGUAGAUUUAAUCGUUUGGUAGCUAUAAAGGAGUUGCUGUUUUUUUUGUCAUUGUACAGAUAUGCUGCAUGUGCGAAUUGUGUUGAGUUUUUCUUUUACCGACUGGACCAAAAACACAAGUGUGAGAGGCGACAGGGCCGUUUCGAAGCUUCGUUGCUUCUCGCGCCGGUGCGAUGUUGCAGAACAGAGCGAAUGUCAGGGAUUUUAUGUACCUCGGGUUCAUCUUAGUGCCUUAACCCAAACAACAGCUUUUCAUUUCGUCUGAACCGGUGAAGCCACACCGAGGAGGCCGUUCGUGUUUGUACUGAAAACCACACCGCCGGAGAAUAUUCAUAGUGGACAUCUGCCGCCCGAUUCGUGACGGUGGACACGUGGCUGGAUUUGUGAUCUGACACCGAGCACCUACAUCAAAAUUCAGGGUCAUGGUUUGCUAAAACGUGUCUGUGGCUCCCUAACUAACGUCAACGUUCGUUCCUUCGCCUCUGGAAUCGGGUGAAGUUAUAUGUGUGAAAGCGUGGAUUUGGUCGAGUUGUUUCGUCGUGGUGUGUUUUGCGUCGCCCUACCUCACGCCGGCGCUGCCGGUCUUAAUCACAAGUCCUGAUGGGAUUGUGUCUCGUCUUUGCUGACCCACAUGUUCUUGUUUUAAGUUCACAUCGGCUGCCUCCACAUCACGAUUGGUGGACCAAAAGCUGAUAAAGAGUUAAAACAUUGGGUCCCGUUCACAAACAAGCAGAUCUCAGUAUGAAAACAUUUACGUUAAUUGUACGACUGACAAACCAUUUGUUUCAUGUACGAGACUUUUGAUUUUAUAAUUUUUUUGUAAUGUGCAUGAAUAGAUGAUGAGUUUAGGAAUCUGUUUAGUUUGCUGUUUAAUUACUGUGAAUGGGAAAUGUUAACCCUCUUCUGGAGACCACAGCAUAUGUUCGUAAAGUUCAGGAUCACGUCGGCUGUUUGGUUUCAGACUCACUUAUGGAUAAUUUUUGUACUGCUGUACUAUUGUGGAAAACACUGGAAAAUUGUAGUUUUAUUUUCUUCACUACUGAUGUUAUUUUCAACGAGUGACUGUGUGCGCCGAAGCGGUUCCAUGUAUGUUUUAUGCAUCUUUUUAAUCGGAACGUAUUAUGAAUCUUAAUUUUAAUGACCAUUUUAAACACCAUCAACUGAAGAGAUCUUACGCGUCCAACUUUCUGAUAAUCGUGAUGUUGAUUUAUAUUUACGUGUGCAAUCUGUGAAAGUCACCUUUUUAAGCGUAACGACGAGCGAGCUACUAAAGAUUUUCUACAGCUGGAGAAUCGUUUCUGAGAUUACGUAAUUUGCUCGUUAUGGUUUUUGUACUCGCGUAUAGAAGAGAGUUUUAGUUCAGGUGGUUUUCUCACAGAAGUCUGUGUUUCUUCUGUCCUCGUGCCUGGACUACAGACAGCUCUUCACUCUUGGAUAGUUCGGUAGAUGUGUUGAUGACACUACGCAAAGUGCUUUCGGUCUUGCAUGCCUUUUCUCGUGCUGCUAGAAUAUCAUGAGUUCGCUUUCGGACACCGUGCCAGAAAGUAUAGAACAGUUCAGUGCGUUCAUUUCAAACCACAUGCCUGUUUCUACUCAAACUCUGCCAAAACGCGGUUCAUGUUUUCUUUUGCCUUUGCUUUGCUUUGUCGUGGUUUUAUUUCCUUUUCUGAACAAGACACUAAAAUUUAAAUGGAAAUCCUCUAUGGACCUUACUCUGGAUCUCAAUGCAAAGAAACCUGCCCUUCUUUUGAUAUCAACAUAUCAACCCCUGAGGAGCGUGAAGACAGCUUCACUGACUAGAGACUUCAGUGCCUUUGAUUUCACCAAGACCUCCAGUACAAGCCAACGCACGGACGGACGUCUCCCAGAACUCACCUCUGACACAUAUGCAGUUUCAAGGCACCCAAACUGAUUCACCUGCUGAUGAGAUGAUGACCUGAACAGAACUAUAUUGGGACUCCACCAAUACGAGCACUGCACUAUCAGUGUCAUCAUGAGGUGUUUCUGUUUCGUUUCGGUUUCUUUCUAUCGUGACAUGCUUGGUUUCUAUGUGGUCUUAUUUCGGGGGUUUUUCGGGAUAUAUUUAAGUGCCAUCUGACUGUUUACGUAGUGAGUCGUGGCCUGCUGUAGCGCGUUCGAAUGCAAGCACAAGCAUACUCUGAGAAAACUCAGAACUGAAGUCCUAGAUGUAAAUAUUCAGAUGAAAUGGAAGGAUAUUUAUUUACAGUCCCUUACUUCGAGCAGUUUAAUGACAGAUAUGCUUUGAAAGUGUAAAUUGUGUUAUCCCCCCCCUCUCUCUCUCGCUCUCUCUUUAUCGUUUUUGGAUGAUGUAUCUUACAUAUACAGUACAUAUGUAUUUUUUUUUUUCCUUUUCUUUUUUUGUGUGUUGUUCCAAUUUACCUCUUAGUAAAUUAUAUCCUCUGAAAAUUGGUAAAAGCUGACUAAUAUGUGUAGAGUGAUUUGUAUUGUGUAUUUUACAUGAAGGAUAACAAACCGGGGAACUUUUAUAUUUAUAAAAUGAUAUAUUAACAUUUAGUGUGUCGAUAUGAGGGAAAUAUAGGAAUUAUCCGAGACACAUGUAGUUUGUUUUUUCUGAAUAUUUCAGACUCGAGCUCAGGCUAGCUUAUUAGUGUCGUUUUCUUAAAUCUGUGGCUUGUCUUUCAAUUAAUAAACCUUUUCUUGUUGAAACGA